CAUCACUUAUUGUGCCAACCUACAGCUCCAGAGUACAGCCAUCCCGUCUUCAUUUGAUCUGAAAGAAGAAAGGAAGAGGAAAAAGAGUCACAGAAGGAGUGAGGAAUGCCAGGAAAUGAGCCAAAGACUCCGAGCUGCAGUCGGGACCCAGCUGAGCAGAAGGUGCAGCAGCCAACAGGGGGGGAGUCAGAAGAACAGCCCAAGACACCCGUUGAGCUGGAUGGUUCAAGCCACCCCGCUUCCUCUCAGCCAGCUAUUCCAUUCAUGUUUGGAUCUAUGAGUCCUUUGCUCACCUCAUCCCAGCUGCAAGCCCUCCUCCUACAGCAGUGUUCUAGCAAAGAAGUGAGCAAUCAGAUACUGCAGCUCGUGUCUCUGACCCCCCAACUGGGCCAACACAGGCCCUCUGUUCUCCGCAAGGGCACUCAGCUGCCCCCGCAGUCAAGAGCCACUCUUUCUGAGCUGUCCACUUGGUCGGACCGAAGUUUGGCACACACUUCUAAGGGAGACUCUAUGUGCAAAGUGGAAACCAAGGAUAACGUGAAAGCGCCCUCCUCCAAGACUGUCCACUCCUUCCAGCAAACAAGCCACACUGAACCCAGGAGGUCUAGUCCCCAUCACAAGCAGGGCACCACCCUCCCCAACCCUAAUGAUAGCCCUGCUCGGUCAGUGCCUAUGAACUCCACUGCUCUUUUUGUGAAUGGACUCUGUCGAUGGCCAGGCUGUGAAGAGGUGUUUGAAGAAUAUGCCCAUUUUCUGAAACACCUUUAUAGGGACCACAGUCAUGGAGACAGAAGCAUUGCUCAAUGGCGAGUGCAGCGAGACAUUGUGGAACAUAUGGAGACCCAGCUCACCAUGGAAAAGCAGAAGCUUCUGGCCAUGCAACUCCAUCUUCACAUGUCCGAACACAGGCCCAUUGACUUAUCUCAACAAGAGGAUUCAGAAGGAGACCAUGGCCUGGCCAUCAGUUUGCCACAGUCAUGGGUGGCUGACAGCACCCCCUACAGUGCCUCCAAGGAGACAGCAGAGUUGGUUCGCCAGGGCUACUGGCAUGUUCCUACUUCCCAUCUCAUUCCAGAACUUGUUCCCAGCAUUGACUGUUACAAGUACACCAACAUCAGACCACCAUACACCUAUGCUUCCCUGAUUAGAUGGGCAAUCCUUGAUUCCCCAGAAAAGCAGUUGACACUGAAUGAAAUAUAUCACUGGUUUACCAGAAUGUUCUUUUACUUUCGGAACAACACAGCUACUUGGAAGAAUGCUGUCCGUCACAACCUCAGCCUCCAUAAGUGUUUUGUGCGUGUGGAAGGAGGAAAGGGGGCUGUGUGGACAGUGGAUGAGACUGAGUUCCAGAGGAGAAAGGGUCAGAAGUUUAACCGGGAUCACGGCAUGAAGUGGCUGACACCAUACUCCCUGUUCCGGCCCCAGGAGUCCUGAGGCUCAUCACUGAGGGCCCCUAGCCAAAUGGAGAAGGUCAGAGUGGGAAUACUGUGCCACAUUUUGUGGGCAUGGCCCAGGGUUUAAUGCAAAUCCAGAGAACCCACUCUUGCUCAUUUUCUUUGCUGUUUUAUU
Messenger RNA from Scleropages formosus (Asian bonytongue), 1569 nucleotides. It is a transcript of the gene foxp3b, whose product is annotated as forkhead box P3b. Gene Ontology annotation, biological process: regulation of transcription by RNA polymerase II. Gene Ontology annotation, molecular function: RNA polymerase II cis-regulatory region sequence-specific DNA binding; DNA-binding transcription repressor activity, RNA polymerase II-specific. NCBI's taxonomy places the organism in Eukaryota, Metazoa, Chordata, Actinopteri, Osteoglossiformes, Osteoglossidae. The record is from RefSeq and is a predicted model, not a curated record. The transcript has 14 exons. Bases 106 to 1434 code for a protein of 442 amino acids. Gene Ontology annotation, cellular component: nucleus.